AUGAUAGACUUCAAGGACCGACAGUUCCUCGCCGUCAUAGGCGACGAGGACUCGGUUACGGGGCUCCUCCUCGCCGGCAUCGGGCAUGUCACAGCUGGCGCAGACGCGCAAAAGAACUUUCUCGUCGUCGACAGCAAGACGGAAACGGCCGCCAUCGAGUCGGCCUUUGACCGGUUCACCCAAGAAAGGAAAGACAUUGGCAUCGUCUUGAUCAACCAGCACGUUGCCGACAAGAUACGACAUCGGAUCGAUACCUACACAGCAGCCUUUCCGGCUGUCCUAGAGGUUCCCAGCAAAGACCAUCCCUACGAUCCCGAGAAAGACAGCGUUCUGAGACGCGUUCGCCGCUUGUUUGGCGAAUAA
Molecule: messenger RNA, 363 nt
Organism: Hirsutella rhossiliensis
Lineage: Eukaryota; Fungi; Ascomycota; Sordariomycetes; Hypocreales; Ophiocordycipitaceae
Product: ATP synthase (F/14-kDa) subunit domain-containing protein
Exons: 5
Coding region: 1-363 (120 amino acids)
Biological process (GO): proton transmembrane transport
Cellular component (GO): proton-transporting V-type ATPase, V1 domain; fungal-type vacuole membrane
Molecular function (GO): proton-transporting ATPase activity, rotational mechanism
Source: RefSeq, a predicted model, not a curated record